UCCGCUCGAUUCCCCGCGGCUUCUUCCCCCUCCCCUCACCCUCACACGCACGACUUCCUUCCUUCCUUCCUUCCAGCGCCGCACCACGCCAUCAGGCGGCGCGGGCAGCCCAUUCCUCUUCCUCCUCCACUUCACCCCUAACCUCCGGGCUCGAUUCCAGAACUACUCAAGCUGGGCGGGCAGGGAAGGGAUAUUUUCUGCUCUCGACCUAUUUUUGGAGGAGUAAAGAGGCGGCGAGGUGACGUGACGACUUGCACCGAAGACUUGCGCGUCGGGAGAUCCGUCUAGAGGUGGAUCGGUGGUUGCGGCUGAGUUGGGAGACCCGGAGACCUUGAGGAGCGAUGCAGAGGGAGGUGGGGCCGCAAGUGGCCCCUCCGCUCUUCCUCCACCAGAUCCAGCCGAUGCCUCCCCACGCCGCCGCCGCGAAGAAGCGCGGCCACCCGUGGCCUGCCGCCGCCGGCGCCGCCGUGGCGCCCGCGGAGGCCGCCGCCGGGAACUGGAACCCCAGGCUGUGGGACUGGGACAGCCGCGCCCUCACCGCCAGGCCGUCCUCCGAUGCGCUCCGCCUCGCCGGUGGCCAGCAGCCCCAGCCAUCAGCCAAGGCGGCUGAGGCGCAGCGCCAGGGGACCGCCGGGGGAAACGGCGCGCUGAACCUGCAGCUCGGUCUGCGAGAAGACGCCGCGACGCCGAUGGACGCCAGCCCGACGGCUCCCGCGGCGUCGUCGUCGCCGUCCCCGCCUCCUGCUUCGGCUUCGGCGGGGCAGGAGCCGGUGGUUAGGCCGAGCAAGCGCGUGCGGUCCGGAUCGCCGGGCAGCGCUGGGGGAGGAUCGGGCGGCGGUGGGGCUGCCAACGGAGGCGCGGGCUACCCGAUGUGCCAGGUGGAUGACUGCCGAGCGGAUCUGACCAGCGCCAAGGAUUAUCACCGGAGGCACAAGGUCUGCGAGACCCACAGCAAGACCACCAAGGCGGUCGUCGCCAACCAGGCGCAGCGCUUCUGCCAGCAGUGUAGUAGAUUUCACCCACUCGCGGAGUUUGAUGAGGGUAAGAGGAGCUGCCGGCGUAGGCUUGCUGGCCACAACCGGCGAAGAAGAAAAACCCAGCCAACAGAUGUUGCUUCUCAGUUGCUGCUACCUGGGAACCAAGAAAAUGCAGCAAAUAGGACACAAGAUAUUGUCAAUCUAAUUACAGUGAUUGCGCGUUUGCAAGGUUCUAAUGUUGGUAAAGUGCCUAGCAUCCCUCCCAUACCAGAUAAACAAAAUCUGGUUGAAAUUAUAAGCAAAAUAAAUUCAUUGAACAACACGACCUCUGCGGCGAAGUCUCCUCCAUCAGAAGUCGUUGAUUUGAAUGCUUCGCAAGAGCAACAAGAGCAACGGCAGGAUUCUGUGGAGAAGACGACCAACGGAAUUGACAAGCAAACUGUGCCAUCAACCAUGGACUUGCUAGGAGUUUUUUCAACUGGCCUUGCAACUUCGACACCUGAGACAAAUACAUCUCAGUCCCAAGGGAGCAGUGACAGCAGUGGUAAUAACAAGAGCAAGAGCCAUUCAACCGAGCCAGCAACUGUUGUGAAUUCACAUGAUAAACCAACCCGAGAUUUUCCUGCUGCUGGUUUCAUGAGAAGCAACAGCACUCACGAGAGCCGACCUCAUAUAUACAAGCAGAUAGAACAAGAAACCAGACCAUACUUGUCACUGCAGCUGUUUGGCAGCACUGAGGCGGAUAUCCCACCUAAGAUGGACUCGGUGAAUAAGUACUUAUCUUCUGAGAGUAGUAAUCCUCUGGAUGAGAGAUCUCCUUCAUCCUCUCCGCCAAUAACCCGCAAGUUUUUCCCCAUACAUUCGGUUGAUGAAGAGGUUCGACACCCUCAUAUUACAGAUUAUGGGGAAGAUGCUACAAUGGGUGAAGUUAGCACAAGCCAGGCAUGGUGUGCACCACCACUUGAUCUCUUCAAGGAUUCAGAACGCCCCGUCGAGAAUGGAUCGCCGCCAAAUCCUGGUUACCAGUCCUGCUAUGCUUCAACAUCUUGUUCAGACCAUUCACCUUCAACCUCGAACUCAGAUGGACAGGAUCGGACUGGUAGGAUUAUUUUCAAGCUGUUUGGCAAGGAACCUAGCACAAUACCUGGGAACCUUCGUGACGAUAUAGUAAAUUGGCUCAAACACAGCCCUACUGAAAUGGAGGGAUACAUUCGACCUGGUUGCAUUGUACUAUCCAUGUACCUAUCAAUGGCGGCUAUUGCAUGGGAUGAGCUUGAAGAAAAUCUCCUCCAGAGAGUAAACUCAUUAGUUCAAAGUUCUGAUAUGGAUUUCUGGAGGAAAGGAAGGUUUUUAGUUCGAACUGACUCCCAGUUGGUAUCUUAUAAAGCGGGAAUGACCCGUUUAUCGAAAUCGUGGAGAACAUGGAAUACCCCUGAAUUGACCUUUGUGUCACCAAUUGCUGUUGUUGGUGGCCGGAAGACUUCCCUCAUUCUUAAAGGCCGCAAUCUAUCUAUUCCUGGCACACAGAUCCAUUGUACAAGUAUAGGGAAGUACAUAUCCAAAGAAGUUCUGUGCUCAGCAUAUCCAGGUACCAUAUAUGAUGAUUCAGGUGUUGAGACCUUUGACUUGCCAGGACAACCAGAUCUUAUUCUUGGACGCUGCUUUAUUGAGGUGGAAAACAGGUUCAGGGGUAACAGCUUCCCUGUGAUUGUUGCAAGUUCAAGUGUUUGCCAGGAGUUGAGAAACCUAGAAGUUGAGCUUGAGGAUUCACAGGUUCUUGAUGUUCCUUCUGAUGGUCAGAUUCAUGACUCUCGGCAGUCAAAGACAAGGGUUCAAGUUCUGCACUUCCUUAAUGAACUUGGCUGGCUUUUUCAGAGGGCUUCUGCCUGUACAUUGUCCACCAGAUCUGAUAUGUCUGAUUUGGAUUUGAUUAAGUUUUCAACUGCACGGUUCAAAUAUCUUUUACUGUUCUCUAGUGAGCGUGACUGGUGCUCUCUUACUAAAACACUUCUGGAUAUUCUUGCUAAGAGAAGCUUGGUCAGCAAGGAACUAUCAAAGGAAACAAUGGAGAUGCUGGCUGAGAUUCAUCUUCUGAACAGAGCAGUAAAAAGAAAGAGUAGGAGCAUGGUGCAUUUGCUUGUACAGUUUGUUGUAAUUUGCCCUGAUAAUUCCAAGGUUUACCCCUUCCUUCCAAAUUUGCCUGGCCCUGGUGGUUUAACUCCGUUGCAUCUUGCUGCAUCCAUUGAGAAUGCAGAGGAUAUUGUGGAUGCCUUGACAGAUGAUCCUCAACAGAUUGGUUUGACCUGUUGGCAGUCAGUUCUAGACGAAGAUGGCCAAUCUCCUGAAACAUAUGCCAAGUUGAGGAAUCAUAAUUCUUAUAAUGAGCUUGUAGCACAAAAGCUGGUGGACGUGAAGAACAACCAGGUUACUAUAACAGUUAAUGGCGAUGAAAUUUGUAUGGAUCAGUUAGGGAAUGUUGGUGACCAUAAACAAUCUGGGGUUCAGGCGUUGCAAAUAAGAUCUUGCUCCCAGUGUGCCAUUUUGGAGUCUGGUGUGCUAAGGCAGCCGGUGCGAUCAAGGGGAUUGCUUGCUCGGCCUUAUAUCCAUUCCAUGCUUGCUAUAGCAGCAGUCUGCGUCUGCGUCUGUGUAUUCAUGCGAGCUUUGCUGCGGAUUAAUUCUGGUAAAUCCUUCAAGUGGGAAAGGCUGGAUUUUGGUACAAUAUAAUAUAAUGAUGGGGACACCUGAGCCUUGUGGUAUUAUUAAGUUAACAAGCAGUUGGGGUUUGAAGCUAUUUUGGAGCCUUGGAGGGUAUGGAGAUUGUUUUAAGCUUCCUUGAAACUCUUCUAUCCAUGGUUUGAGUGCCAGAAUGUAAUAUUGUUGGAGACUUCCUUUACUUCCUGUGAAAUAGAAGUGUUAAUAGGUGAGGUGCUGGAGAUGUUGGAUGCACUACAGGCAAGUUAAAGGGAAAAAAAUGGCAAAACCUGGUGCCAAAGGUGGAGCUUGAGCAGUUGGCACAUCUCAUGGAAAGGGACGUAACAACUGCGCACCCACAAGAUGAGAUGUAAUCCAAAAUAUGGAUGCAAUCGCAGUUCGGGGAUAAUGAGUAAGUAAUCUUGAUUUCCUUUUUUGCUGGUGUAAGCGCGAGUCUUUUGGUUCAUGUAUCACAAGAUGGUGUUUAAUUUAUCUUGCUCACUGUUUCACAUUUUUUAUUUUUUGUGUAUUAAAUACAGUACUCUAGCAUGAAUGUAUCCUAUAUCGACUUUAGAUAGUAGCGGGGGUAAAUGAAAAGAGGCUUGCAUAUGUCUGUAUCGAUCAUUUUGACUUGUAGCUACAUAGAAAUGAGGCAGAUCUGAAGUGUACUUGGAUCUUUUUGUUUGAUUGGACAUCGACCAUAAGUUCCCAUUCCGAAGAAGCUUAGUUACACCUUUCUA
Messenger RNA from Sorghum bicolor (sorghum), 4408 nucleotides. Its product is annotated as squamosa promoter-binding-like protein 15. Lineage: Eukaryota; Viridiplantae; Streptophyta; Magnoliopsida; Poales; Poaceae. The record is from RefSeq and is a predicted model, not a curated record. Bases 342 to 3701 code for a protein of 1119 amino acids. Gene Ontology annotation, molecular function: DNA binding. The transcript has 11 exons. Gene Ontology annotation, cellular component: nucleus.